This is a messenger RNA of Macrobrachium nipponense, 3920 nucleotides long. RefSeq names its product beta-1,3-galactosyltransferase 1-like. Gene Ontology annotation, molecular function: hexosyltransferase activity. Gene Ontology annotation, cellular component: Golgi membrane. The transcript has 4 exons. The record is from RefSeq and is a predicted model, not a curated record. The coding region runs from base 655 to 1806 and encodes 383 amino acids. Lineage: Eukaryota; Metazoa; Arthropoda; Malacostraca; Decapoda; Palaemonidae.
CACAUAUCAUAUCAGUGUCCAUUGAACAUCUGGACGGUUGGUGUAACGAACUAGACGAUUGAGCUCGGUUGAUUCUACAGUUUCCAAAUACGUUUUCGUACCGGUUUCCUUGUGUUAAGGCUUUGUCUCUGUAACGGCUCUUCUCGAUAUAUCCGCUCGCCCCUUGAUUUCUUUGUUCCAAGAUGUGAAGAAGUUUAGUACCGUUAGUAAAAUGUGAAAGUUAAAAUAAACAUUAUGAAGUAACAUAGAGUUCAACUAAAUAAUAGUAAAGUAAACAAGGAAAUAAAGCUUUGCACCUCAUAAACAGUGUACUGUGCCCGCAACUGUGUUUGUGGAGUGAGCGCUUAGGAACCAGUUAAAGAAAUAUCCCAACGAUAUGUUUUUAUUAACAUGAAACAGUACAUUAAUAUAAUUAUUUACCGUGAUAAUGAAGAUGAUGAAAGAUUAAAGUGAUUAAAUAGUGAGCACUUUAUAUUUUCCCCAGUAAGAGAAUUGUGAGAUUGCAAUGGAUGAAGAAUCAAAACUGACUGUCUCGUUCAGCGUCAGACUUGUACAGUCUUACGAGUGCCUCAGUCUUAAUGACUGAUCAAUAUGAAAUCAUCUAAAGAACUGACGUUUUACAGGCUGUUUUAGGAAACGUCACCGAAUAACAGAAUGCGUUGGAAAGAAUGUGCCUGCCCAUCUGCUCUGAGGAUAAUCCCUAUAAGAAGAAAAGUGUCAUUUUUAAUAGUUUGUGCACUUCUUGUGGGCAUCCAGCUGUGGUACCCACUCAUCUUCCAGUGGGGUGAUGAUACCCUCCUUAUCAAGCAUCACUUGAGUAAAUGGAAUGCCAUUCUUAAGCAUCGAUAUCAAUCUUUAGUGGAAGAAAGUGAACUGAAAGUAACUACUGCCGAUGAAGAUUUCCCUUACAGUUAUGUCAUCAGCGAACCAAAUUAUUGUAGCAACCGAAGUGACUUGUAUAUCAUCAAUAUCGUAGGCACUGCCCCCUGGGAAUUCAAAGCCAGGAAUCGGAUCAGACGGCUUUGGGCCAAUGAAACUUAUAGGAACUUGACUGGUUUUAGUACAGUCUUUUUCAUUGGCCAAAUAUCCGACGAGACAAUCAUGAAUGAUGUUAAGACAGAGAGUGAUAAGUACCGCGAUGUAAUUUUACUCGAUGUUUUGGACUCUUACACCAAUCUAACGUUGAAGACGUUAGCUCUGUUUCACUGGGUUGACAGAUACUGCCCGAAUCCUGUGUGGGUUUUGAAGAGUGAUGCUGAUGUUUUUGUGAACACAUUUGCUCUCUCGAGGUACUUACAUAAAGUGCAAGACUCUGGUAGGAGAUUAAAUAAUACGUUUGUCUGCAAGAAAAGAGGACCAGCGUCACCCUGUCGUGUCAAUUGCCCUCACGCCAAGUGGAGAGUGUCCUGGGAAGAAUAUCCUAAAGACAAGUAUCCUGAGUAUUGCAUGGGCCCAGGAUAUGUUAUUCCAAGGAGCAUAAUCAGGCCUAUCUACGAAGCAGCGAACAAAACCCAUCCAUUCCGCAUGGAAGACGUCUACUAUACUGGAAUCCUCCCAGACACGAUAAAAGUGGCCAGGAAAAAACACAGCAUCAGAAGUCGUUUCCCAUGGCGGCCCAAAUCGUGGCAAGACUCUUUUGUAUUUGGUGACCUGAUGAUCCUGGAACUAGACAAGAGAUUGGGAAGAGGAGCCUCGGCAUUGGUGUGGAGUAAUAUCCUUAAGAGCAGAGGUCUAAUAAAAGAGGUAGAUGGUCUGAUCCAAGGUCAGUUUAAGAAUGUAGUUUUUAAACGUCCUGAGAAGCAGUGACAAACUUCAGUAGAAUAGUAUGUACAGACUUACCUUACUGUGUAUAUAUAUAACAUUAAUUUGUUAAGCUUAGUUCAUUAAUAUGGAGUAGUGGAGUAGUUAUACUAUUCAAGUAUUUAGUGAGAUGGUUUAAUACUUUUAAUGUUUAGUAACAGUUUCUUGGGUACUUUGGAAUAGAAUUUACUAAAUCGCUUUCAUACUAGAAACUGUAUGUUACUAAAACAGUUUCUUACUAGGAAGUUUUGACCAGAAAUUACUGAAAAAAAAGGUGGACAAAAUGAAACAAAGUUUGCAAGUAGCUCUCAUUGUUUAUUGCAGAAUAGUUUUACAAUUGAAAGUAACUACCAUAUUUUUCAUGUGAAUUUUUAUAAAAUCAAAAUAGACUGCACAUAUUAUAUUGAGAUUUUGCACAACAAAUUGAUAUGUAUUUAAUAAAAGUUGAAAAUUAGUUUGUUGUCAUUGAAUACUGUUUGUAUUUAAGUACUAUAGACAUAACCUUUCACUCUUAUUUUGUAGUCUAUUACCAGUAAUGUAUUACCUAAUAAUAGCUUCCCAUUUUUCUAUUUUUUCAGCUUAGCAGCAGCAUUAAACAUACUCCAGUCAUCUUUACCUAAAUAGAGAUCUGUCUAAGCUCGCUCUCAUUGUUGUAUAUUAGACUAGGGACCCCAUAAGUUGUGGGUAAGGCAGUACUGUGUAGUCAGCCUCUCUCACAUAUUUAAUGCCAAUACAGUAAUGGAAUGAGGAUAAGACAUUUGCUGUAAUAACACCUAAAGUUCAAGGACCUCAACUUGGCGGAUCUCUCUACUUUCAGCUGCAAUGUUAUAAUUAUUUUCUGCUAUGCUACCAUCUUAGAUAUGAUAUAUUUUUAAGUAAACAUCUUAAAUUAAAUGUUGAGCAUAAAGCACAAGUUGGUUUAGGUUAGGAACUAUAUUUGCAAUUGCUGUUAGCAGUUGUAAGAAACCUAUAAAAUAUCAACAUGCAGCCUAAAAAAAUGGAUUGUUACUUAUUAGAAAGCCAGAGCUCCAAAGUAUCUGUUUAGUUGAGGUACUACCUUUCAUUUACUAAUAAUUUUCCUUGCCUAUCAUACAAGACCAGAAUGUCUCAUUCUGCAAGUAAUGUUAGUUAUGUCGAUUUUCUAUGUAAUUUGGGGCAUCUCCUUCCUUUACUUGAUAUUAAACACUAAGAAAUUGAAAUCAUGGUACUAUUAACCUUAACCCCUAACGAUUGUAGUGCAGUCCAGUAUUGCAGUGGCGUAACUGAUAUACAUUCUUUUGAAAAUACUGUAAAAAUCAUGGUCAGUUUGGAGAGGAUAAUGUUUAUGAAGAUUUCAUGUGAUCAAGACAGGUAACGAUUGCAAGUUGUUCAUUUGCGGAACAAACCUUCGGUCUUAACAAUAGGAUGUUCCCAAGUGCAGCUGGUAAACCGGUUAAUACAAUCAGAGAUUGUAAGCAAGGAAUUCGAGAUCUGGCAACGCCUGCGUAUAUGAGGUGAGAUCUGGAUCAUCUGGUCGAACUUCGAAGACUGCCAGCGCCAAGCGCCAGUCUUUUCCUAACCGGCUUGGAGAGUAAACGGUUAAGCUUUGCUCUCCUCCCAAGCCGGCUGUGUUUUGCCUGUGUUCUUUCUUUCCAGUGUGAUUGAGUAUAUAUGUUUAGGAUUAUGGCUUCCUCUGAAACUACUCAUCCUAGCCAGCGUAUAUGUCCAAGCAUCUGAGGAUGUUGAUGGAGCCUACCUGAUGGAUCAAGGUGCUGCAACUCUCAGAACACCUGCUUCACUACUGCCUCAACUUGACUCUUCAAAACUCUCCAGCAAGUGUAAAGACUAAAGAGGAUUCAAGACUGUUGAGUGAGACUGGGAUCAGCCAAAACUUGUAGGAAUAGGGUAGAUACAGUGGUACCUCGUUUGUCGAACGUUUCAUAUGUCGAACUUAACGUUUUUCGAACAAAAUUUUCGAGAGUAUCAUUUGUCGAACAAAUGCUCGUACUUCGAACUGACUUAUCUAGUUUAUACUUGUUAGACGGCCUACUGGGUCUUACAAGGUAAACUGUAUUCAUUUAUUUUUUCAUUUACAAUAUAUAGUUUCAUGUUAACAAUAUUCGACAAAAUACAUUAAAGUA